GUUUCUGAGUGCCCUACUCUAAGUCGGCGGGGUAAGUUUCGCCCCACUCCUACUGGUGGUUCGUCUUCUCAUGUCGCUGCCGCGUAUCAUGUGACUUUGGGCAGUUCAGAGGGGUCCUCUUCCUCGGCCCCUACUCUCACUCCUAAUCAGGUUCGCCAUAUGGUUCAGGAAGCUCUUUGUGAGGCACUCUCUUCUACUUCUGUGAUUGGUACACACUCUGUGGCUAAUGGAGCCACAAUACCAGUACAGAGUUUGGGUUUAGCUAGCACUGCCUCUACUCCC
Molecule: messenger RNA, 282 nt
Organism: Linum tenue
Lineage: Eukaryota; Viridiplantae; Streptophyta; Magnoliopsida; Malpighiales; Linaceae
Source: the annotation of a GenBank genome assembly